Molecule: messenger RNA, 2761 nt
Organism: Nelumbo nucifera (sacred lotus)
Lineage: Eukaryota; Viridiplantae; Streptophyta; Magnoliopsida; Proteales; Nelumbonaceae
Source: RefSeq, a predicted model, not a curated record
GAACAGCUUAGUAUUAAGUGUUUUUCUCCCUCUCCUGCGGUUCAAAAACCCUUCCAAAGCCCUAAACGAGGGACGUCAGUGGUGGUUCCCGCGACUCCGGACCAACAUGCCCGGACGUAUGUCAGAUCCCAGUGAUUCUCUUGUUCCUUUUUCGCCGGACGUGAGAGACCCAGUUGUUUAUUCACUCCACCACGACCUUAAAGCCCCAAUCUCUCGCCUCUCCAUCUCCUGGUCCAAAGGAAAUUGCCUUCGUGUGUCUUUUUUCGGAAAAAAAUCGUCGAAUUCCAGCGCCGAGGGUUCUGGAAACUCCAAUGAUCAAAUUGGCGGGAAAGUUGUGGAGGUGAAGUUAAGCUCUGAAGAUGGAGAGAUCGAUGAGGCGCAGAAGCGAAGGAUCGCUUAUGGUUCAGUUUCUCCAUUUGCACUUCUUCAGAGUCGGAAGAAUUCUAUGUCAUUAUUGUCAAAAAUGUCGAUGGGUUCGUCUACUUAUCACGUUGAGUGGUGGGAACAUGUUAUGGAGUACAGUAAAGAUAUAAAUCUUCUUCUUGGGAGUCCAAAACCACUUCCUAGUCCAGUCAUUGAAGACCCAAAGACAGUUUUGAAGGCAAUGGAGAAGCCCACCUGUUUGAAGGCUGCCUGGGAACUGAUGGAAAUAUUUUAUGCGGACAAGCAGUCACAGGCUUGGCUCCCAGAGAGCCUUGUUGAUUGGUUAGCAGAUUAUGAUAACCUUCUAUCAGAAACAGGGACAACUGUCUAUUCAAAACUUGUUGAUCUGCAAAAAGAACUUGUGACCUUACAGGCUGUUGAAGAUAAUCCAAAAUAUUGGGAAGGGAUAUCAUCAGCACUUGCAGUUGGCUGGCUUGAGAUUGUGGUCAAAUUGUUGAGAUUGCAUGGAUCUUAUCAGCUUGAUCAGCUAGGAAAUCGUGAGACAGAGAAUGGUCUGGUGGAGGCAGUUGCUGUUCUAAUCUCCAAAAUGCCACGUAUUCGUACUGAACUAGCAGUUGGAAGGUUAGGUGAAUGCUAUAAAACAAAGCCUGAUUUUGUCAAGGCAUGGGAAAAAUGGCGAGGGCAAAUUACAAAGCUGGAAUGCAGUGCAUUCUGGGUUCAGUGUGAUCACCGCCAGACAAGAGAAGGAUUAAAGAAUGUUCUACAAAUUAUGUUGGGAAACACCAACUCUCUCAAUACUGUGACAAGCCAUUGGAUAGAGUUGUAUAUAUCUCACUUCCUUUAUGUCAGGCCAUUCACAAUGGGUCUAGAAAGCAUGUACAGUUUAGCUCAGAAAUGCAUGCAAUUAAAACCAACAUCCAGCACCCAUAGGUUGAUGGGGCUUCUCCUUGGAAUUCUAGGAGAAAAUACUGAGGUUGUUUUGGCUGAAUGUUCAAGGUCAUUUGGUCCUUGGAUGGUUGCACAUGCUGUAGAACUAUUGACAGCAGGGAGCAAGCAAGCAGAAAUUCUGUUACAUGAAGAGCGUUAUAAUCUGGGAGGUAUCAGCAUAGAGGAGCUUCAUCGGCUUGUAUAUGCUCAAAUUCUAUCUUCUCAUGCUCUAACCUGGCAAAUUGCUCCAAUUUAUUUGACAUCAUGCACAAAGCAGGGAAUGGGUUUGUUGGAAAUUUUAUUGUACAAGCAACCUAUACAACAUAAUCAUCUGUUACUUAAGAGUUUGGAGAUUUGCCGUCUAUAUGAACUUGACAGUAUCAGUUCAAAUAUUAUGAAGAUUGCUGGAAUACACCACUGGAAGCAUGGUAAGAAAGGGUCUGGAAUUUUCUGGCUACAGCAAGCUCAGGAUGAAGUCCGGCUUAAUAGAAUUGCUCAACAGUUGUUUGAUUUUGUUGGGAAGUCGAUAUCUGAUGAAAGUUUCAAGCAAUGGGAAGGAUUAAUUGAACUGUUGGGUUCUGAAGCCAGGACUGUAGGUGGUCUUGAGUUUCUUCACAAGUAUAGGGACUUCAAAAAAUCCCUUCAACAGGUUCAGGAUGGUCACAUUACUGAUGCUGCUCGACAGGCUGUGGAAUCUCUUAUACUGCUUAUGAAGAACCCAUCCACACCACAACGUUUCUGGUUGCCUCUUCUGCAUGAUUCGAGAACUGGACCAGGCAUAGAAGCAGAAAAGAGAGGUUCAUUGGUGAAGUUGCUUAAUUGGUCAGAACAUCCUCUUUUGAACAUCUCACAGACAAACCUUUUAUUGAACAAACUACAAGAGUUGUCCAUGGCAAAGUUACACCCAGACUUUAUUGAAGCUGACUUGCCACCUCAUGCCCUUAACUCUGUGAGACUAGCCCUGGCUACAAAUCUUGGGCGUGCUUUUCUGGAGGAGUGAUUUUUUUGAAGCUUUGUAACAUAAAGCUGCAAACAGGUCUGGGUCACUGUACUGUUAACAAAGACAAUGGUCUCCAAAUCCAAUUCUCCAUAAGAGGGGGCUCACUUGACUAGACGGUGCAUGAAAGCGUGUUUUUUGGCCGAGGUAUCUUCCACAUGAAGUUUCAUGCCGGUACUACUUUCAACUGACCAGAUGACAAAUGGUUUUGCUGGUGGUGGUUCACAUAUCUUUUCUAAAUUUAGAGCUUGCUUCGGCAAGCUAUGUCCGGAGUUAGAUGACAGGCAUGUAACUAAUUAAUAUGAUCUUAGACUAAUUAUUUAGGCGAGGUGGGGAGUAUCUUGUUUAGUUUGUCAAUUAUCAUGUAUAAUUGUGAUUUUAAGUACUGUAUACCGUGGUGUUUAACUGUUCAUCUGAUACCAUUUUAUUCAAAGGCGUGGCCAAUUUCAAGGA